Molecule: messenger RNA, 3062 nt
Organism: Hibiscus syriacus
Lineage: Eukaryota; Viridiplantae; Streptophyta; Magnoliopsida; Malvales; Malvaceae
Product: putative receptor-like protein kinase At3g47110
Exons: 2
Coding region: 33-3062 (1009 amino acids)
Biological process (GO): protein phosphorylation; hormone-mediated signaling pathway
Cellular component (GO): plasma membrane
Molecular function (GO): ATP binding; protein binding; protein kinase activity
Source: RefSeq, a predicted model, not a curated record
UGCUUGAAUAAGCAAACUACUUUGGAAGAAACAUGUCCUCGUCUUCUUCCCGGCUGCAAUUCGUAUUUUUACACUUCAUUUUAUAUUUCACAUGCUUAUUGCUUUCCAUUGAAUCAGAAAUUUCAAGGCUUGUUACAGACAAGGAAGCUUUACUCUCAUUCAAGUCGCAAAUAAGAACUUCGGCCCCCCUGAAUCCGCUUUCACAAUGGGAGCUAAACUUAUCUCCAUGUAACUGGACUGGAGUUGUCUGCAACAGACGCAGCACCAGAGUGAUUGCGCUCAACCUUUCCGGAUUUCAUCUUGAAGGUUCCAUAAGCCCCCACAUUGGGAACCUGUCCUUCCUUCGUUCUCUUCAACUUCAAGAGAAUAAACUCUCGGGUGCACUGCCUGAUCAAAUGGAGAAUCUUUUUCGCUUGAGAAAUCUAAAUUUGAGCCAAAACAGUUUAAAUGGUGUGAUUCCAUCGAAUAUAACCAAAUUGACUGAGCUUAGAGCUCUUGAUUUGAUGUCAAAUAGGAUUACCGGAGGUAUUCCUAAAGAUCUUGACCGGCUUGUCAAUCUUCAAGUUCUAAACUUGGGACGAAACCUUUUCACAGGUGCAAUUCCAGCUUCUAUAGCAAAUAUUUCAUCACUCGAUACUCUGAAUUUGGGAACCAACACUCUUACAGGAACCAUUCCCACCGAGUUGAGUCGUCUUCGAAAACUAAAGGUGCUUGACCUGACCAUUAAUUACCUAAUGGGGACUGUUCCUUCUUCCAUCUACAACAUGUCUUCCCUGGUUGUUUUGGCCUUAGCUUCCAACGAUCUUUGGGGCAGACUUCCCUACAACGUUGGGGUUACACUUCCUAAUCUUUUGGUCUUCUGCUUUUGCUUCAAUAAGUUCACCGGAGGAAUUCCAGGCUCUUUGCACAAUCUUACCAAUAUAAAAGUCAUUCGCAUGGCACACAAUCUUCUCGAAGGAACAGAGCCACCGGGUUUGGGAAAUCUUCCAUUUCUAGAAACGUAUAACAUUAGGUACAACAAGAUUGUUAGCACAGGUCUUGAGUACAUCAUCACUUCUUUGACCAACAGCUCUCAUCUAAAGUUUCUUGCUUUAGAUGGUAAUCCUUUGGGCGGUGAAAUUCCAGAAUCCGUCGGUAAUCUUUCCAAGGUGCUCGGGAAACUGUACAUUGGAGAAAGUCGUAUUUCUGGCAACAUACCAUCAUCAAUUUCCCAACUUAGUGGCUUGACUUUGCUUGAUUUGAGUUACAAUUCCAUCUCCGGCGAAAUACCGCCCGAGAUCGGUAAACUGGUGGAACUCCAAGUAUUGAAUUUGGCCAGAAAUCAGAUAUCUGGUCGGAUUCCAAGAAAUCUUGGUGAUCUUCAACAAUUAAACCAAAUCGAUUUGUCUGGAAAUCAACUGGUGGGUCAAAUACCUUCUAGUUUUCAAAACUUCCAGAAAUUGCUCUCCAUGGAUUUGUCCCACAACAGGCUCAACGGAAGCAUCCCCAAAGAAAUUCUCAAUAUCCCAAGCUUGAGCACUGUGUUGAACCUGUCCAAGAAUUCUCUUAAUGGACCAAUUCCUGAAGAGAUCGGACUUCUAAAAAGUGUUGUUGCAAUUGACCUGUCUAUGAACCAUUUGUCUGGUAAUAUUCCCAGUUCGAUUAAAGAUUGCAUGAGCUUGGAGAAAUUAUACAUGGCCGAGAAUAAGCUGUCAGGCCCAAUUCCAGGAGAGAUUGGGGAAGUGAAAGCACUGGAAGUGUUGGAUCUCUCAUCAAACCAACUUUCAGGCUCCAUUCCUGCAGAUCUUCAAAAGCUACAAAUCCUUCAAUUGUUGAAUCUCUCUUUCAAUGACUUGGAAGGAGCCCUACCAAGCGGUGGGAUUUUCAAGAAUCUUUCUAGCGUCGAUUUGGAGGGUAACAGAAAGCUUUGCUCGCCCUUGACUUGUAAGAACACGCGUGGCCGCCAUGGAACAUUAGUCAAAGUUUUUGUUAGUGUAGCUGUGAUUGCAACAUUUGCUUUGUGUUCCAUUGUAGCCUCGUUGUUCUAUAUAAAAAAGGGCAAGCACAUGAUAACUGAAACUUCUGAACAGAUGAAGGAGCAACACCAGUUGAUCUCAUACCACGAGAUCCGCAAUGCAACUCAGAAUUUCAACCCUGGAAAUUUGAUUGGCGAUGGGAGCUUUGGUUCGGUUUAUAAAGCUUAUCUUAAUGGAGUCUUUGUGGCAAUCAAGGUCCUAGAUAUUGGGCGGACUGGAUCCUGGAAGAGCUUUCGAGCCGAAUGUGAAGCUCUAAGAAACGUGAGGCACCGCAAUAUGGUCAAGCUAAUCACGUCAUGCUCGGGUGUGGACAACAAAAACGUGGAAUUCCUGGCAUUGGUGUACGAAUACCUUGCCAAUGGAAGCGUCGAAGACUGGCUUAAGGGGAACAAAAGGAAUGCAGUUGGACGUGGGUUAAAUGUUAUGGAAAGAUUGAAUGUGGCCAUUGACGUGGCUUCGGCAAUUGAUUAUCUGCACCACGACUGUGCAGUGGCCGUGGUGCACUGUGAUUUGAAGCCCAGCAACAUUCUUUUGGACCAAGACAUGACUGCCAAGGUCGGCGAUUUCGGGUUGGCGAGGAUGCUGAUGGAAAAAUCAAGCGAUCAACCUUCCAUUAGCUCCACCAAUGCCCUAAAGGGUUCUAUAGGAUACAUACCUCCAGAGUAUGGGGUUGGAGGGAAGCCAUCAACAGCCGGGGAUGUCUAUAGCUUUGGAGUGAUGUUGCUGCAGUUAUUUACAGGGAAGAGUCCAACCCACGAAAGCUUUGUCGGAGAACUAAGUCUAACUAAAUGGACACAAUCGGCUUUCCCUUGCAAUGUUAACCAAAUUCUCGAUCCUGAACUCCUAUUAUUGUUGCAAGAUUUGCAGAACGAUAAUCAACUGAAAAACACAGACCAUAAUUGCUUAACAACAAUCAUCGGAGUUGGACUGUCUUGCACCUCAGUUUCCCCUAAUGGACGGAUCACCAUGAGAGACGCCCUUCGCAAGCUUAAAACAGUGAAGAACAAUCUCAUCAACCGUUCACCUCCAAGCAAAAAAAGAGCUUGA